Molecule: messenger RNA, 1932 nt
Organism: Rhodotorula toruloides NP11
Lineage: Eukaryota; Fungi; Basidiomycota; Microbotryomycetes; Sporidiobolales; Sporidiobolaceae
Exons: 4
Coding region: 1-1932 (643 amino acids)
Source: RefSeq, a predicted model, not a curated record
AUGUUCAGCCUGUCGUCAAACGGCCACUCGCGCCGCCUCAGUCUCGCGGGCAUCAGGCAGUCGUCCGCCUCGCCCGCGCCCAGCGCCGAUUCGACCUCGUCCUCCGCACGCAGCGACGCCUCUUCUCCCGCUCCUCGAAAUCGGCAGUCGACGCAUGCGAGGCGGCGGAGCGUAGCCAUCACGCGCGACCUGUUUGCGGACGGGUCGAGGGAUGCCGUGCGGUGCAGGCCGAGCGGGAUGGACGGGCUGGAGGAGCUGCUCGCGAUGGAACCGCCACCGCCUCGUCAGGUUCGUCGAGCGUCUGAGCAGCUUCCGGCGUCGCAGGCGUCGGCACCGGCGUUUCGACGGCCAUCGCUGCCGACGCACUCGCUCGCCUGGCCUGCAACGGCCCCAACGCCCCUUCUCGCGGCCAGUUCACUCUCCUCCGCCUCGCCUUCGUCCGCCCUCUCCCCCUACACCCUUCAACGCCGCUCGUCAGCCUCUACUGCUCUCGAUAGCUUCGAUCUCGGCCCGGCGCCGUCGACCGCACCGUCGGCUCGCGGCAAGUCGGUCAAGCGCAAGCCCGUCCCCGCUCUUGCGCUCGAAGAAGAGGUUGAGACGGUUGCGGACCCAUGCUGGGACGGAUCGGUUCCGUUACAAGGUGCCGCAUCGUCCACGGCGCAACAGGCGCGGCGGGAUGAGUCCAGCGAUGAGGAGUUGCUCGUUCUCGAGCGCGUGAGGAAGAUGAGCGUCGAGGAUGGCGGGCUGGGAAUCGGCUUGCCUGGCUUGGGCGGGUCCUUGGAGGAUCCCGGUAUCUCUGCCGCCUCGUUCCCCUUGCCGCCCCUCGCUUCGCCCAUCUCCUCGGUGUACACCUCGACGACCGCCUCACUCGAGUCGUCCGCCCUCUCUCGCACCACCUCGUCCGCCACUUCCGCCGAAUCUUCCGCCUCGUCUGUCCCUUCCGCUUCCGCCUCGUCUUCCUCCCGCCCGUUCGCGCUCGUCAAGAAGCAGCACGCCAAGCCGACCGUCGCGCAUGAUAUCAUCUUUGGCUCGACUCGCCAGCGGGUUCAGCGGCGCGAGGAGGAUUUGCUGGACGCCUGGAUGGACGUGAUUGUCGGGGACGAUUCUGGCUCCGAGGAUGCGCUGCCGUUCGGGCGGACCAAGCGGCCUGCUCCGUCAUCGAGGCCGUCCGGAUCGAGUCUCACCGCCGCGUCGCUCGCAUCCGUUUCGAGCUUAUCGGCGCCAACCCCUCGACCUCCGCCUGCUUCGUUCGCCCCGCCUUCCACGUCCUCUGCACCGCCUCAGCUUUCACCGGACGCCCUCGCCGAGCUUGCGAGCUCUCUGCCGCCGCUGAUGUACGCCGCGCCGGUCUCGUCGGAUGCGCCAGUCGCGGGUGCGCUGCCUUCACCUCCUCUCUCGGCAUCCGGAGCGGUGGUUGAGGGAGGGGCGGAUGGUGCGAUGGCGACCGAUGCAGCUGGAAGGCCUGGUGCGGAGAAUGGCACUGCGGAGGCCGCGCCGCCUUCGCGCCUUUCGAUCCUCGCGGAUGAGGACGCCGACGCCUGCUCAGACGACACGCACGGCGCUUCGGACGCGUUCUACGAUGCCGAGGAGGAGAUUGACGUCCCCGCGACGUCGCACGAUGUGUCGCCAUCGAUCCAGUCCCUCCCGCGCAAACGGCCUGUCCUCGAGAUCGCCUCGCCUCCUCCGUCUCCCGCCCACCCUCUCCCUUCACCGACUUCGCCUACGCACCCCGAGCCAAAAGGGCGUCUCGUAUCGUCGUCCUGCGGUCUCGACAAGCCGCUUCCGCCUCGGCCGCCGAAGAGUUCGCGGAGGGGUGCGGCGGCGGUGUCGUUUAGCCCAGUCUCAUCGCUGUCGGACGCCAGCUCGACGGGAAGCGGGGAGCUUUCGCAUUUACAGGAGCGUCGCAUGCCUAGACAGGUCGCGGUGGCGUAG